This is a messenger RNA of Bathycoccus prasinos, 1161 nucleotides long. RefSeq lists its product with no specific name. The record is from RefSeq and is a predicted model, not a curated record. Bases 1 to 1161 code for a protein of 386 amino acids. Gene Ontology annotation, biological process: response to gibberellin; response to auxin; response to ethylene. NCBI's taxonomy places the organism in Eukaryota, Viridiplantae, Chlorophyta, Mamiellophyceae, Mamiellales, Bathycoccaceae. Gene Ontology annotation, molecular function: DNA binding. The transcript has a single exon.
AUGGGCUUGAACUCGUUAGGCAAAGGCGAUUGGCGCGGGAUAUCGAGACACUUUGUGCAAACGAGGACGCCGACGCAAGUAGCUUCGCACGCGCAGAAAUAUUUCAUACGACAACAAAAUACGCAAAAAAGGAAACGAAGAGCGAGUUUGUUUGAUAUUCAGCAAGGGCAUGGAGAUGGAGCGACGACGUUUGUGGCGCAACAAAUGUCCGGAGGAUCGCAAAAUGGUGGAUCCGAUGCAACUAUCGCGACUGCAGCUUUGGCCAAGGGGAGUAAGGGGAGCAACAACAACGCGACGUCGUCGUCGUUGACGAAGAUGUUGAAGAAUAACGGGAACACCAAAGGAUCACAGAACGAUAAACUCAAUUCGCGCGAGGAGGAGUCAAUGCGAACGUUAGCGGACAUGGUUUUGACGCACGACGCGAGACAACAGAAAAAUGACACGACAAAGCAACAGAGACAACAAAAACAAAACGAUUCGGCGAUUUUGCAACAGCAGCAGCAACAACAACAACAUCAAAGGUUUCUUCAGGAACAAAAGGAGUAUGCGAACGGCCAUCCGAUUGCGGGCCAAUUUUACGGCGCUCAGUCGCCGCCGCAGACGAUUCCAAUGACGAGUCCGUACUACUACAAUCCAAUGUUUGCGCCGACGCACUCGUUCGUGCCUCCGCACGCCGCUUCGCCGACAGAAAUGUCAAUGUUUCCACCCAUGGAUCCCUCUCAACAACAACAAAACAUGAAUGAUUGGAUGGCACAAAUGCAGCGCAAUUCGGUUGCGUAUCAACAACAGCAGCAAAUGGCAAUGGCGUCGGCGAUGGCUGCCGGGAUUCAUCCUUCCAUGUGGACCGCGCAAUACAACAUGCUGUUGUCGGGCCAAAAUCCAGCGGUGAUGGGGAUUCUGCGACCGAGUUCGCAGUCCGCGGAAACGCAAUCUACGGCAGAAACGAAGGAAAAGAUCAAAGGUGGAGGACCCGAUGCUGCUCGGAUGAAGGUGUCGGAUUCGUUUACUUCGUACCAAGGCCGGGAUUCUCCAGUCGACGCGGCUGGUUUAUACCGACCGGUUGCUGGGUACCCGUCGAGAACGGAAUGGCUGGGAGCAACACCUUUGCCGCAAAAGAGUAUUCCAGUGCCUGCAUCGACCAAUGCAGCGGUGGAACCUUGA